AUGGAUCUGACACACUUGGAAGAUAUGAGCAGUGGCUGUGAAGGAAAAAAUUGCAACUUAGCAUCAAGCUUCCAGGAGGAUUGCUUAAACCAAGACUGCUAUUUGGAGGAACCUACCUUUGGACUAAUCGAGUUAGUUUGUGUGACUGUGAUCUAUAUUCCACUGAUGUUAUUUGGCCUUCUUGGGAACAUAUUAACCAUACUGGUGGUCUGGCUCCGCCCACAUAUGAGAAGCUCUACAUAUCUAUACCUGAGCAGCAUGGCUGUCAGCGAUCUGCUGAUCCUCCUUCUGCUGCCUCUGGAUCUCUAUAAGCUCUGGAGACCCAGACCUUGGCCACUGGGAGACCUUGCAUGUAAGCUGACUAUGUUCCUUUCAGAAUGCUGCACCUUCUGCACCAUCCUCCACAUCACCUUCCUCUCCCUGGAGAGGUACCUGGCAGUAUGCUGGCCGAUCACGGCUAAAACCGCUGUGACACGCAGGAGAACCAGGGUCAUCAUUGGCUGCCUGUGGCUGGGGGCAGCUGUCAGUGCUUCACCUGUGUUAAUCAUGGUCGGAGUGGAGGAUGUUGGGAGAGAGGACUUCAGCCUAAGCCAGUGGAAGGAGGAAGGAGGAUGGAUGGGAGGAGAGGGAGAACAGGGAGCAAUGAAGAUGAGUGGAGGGGAAAGAGGAGGUGCACUCAUGGCUUUGCUGGAUCCACGAUUAGAGGAAAUAAAUAUGGGAGACAAAAACAACGAAGGCUGGGAUAAAGACGUGACAGACUUUAAACGGUUUGAAGACAGAAAAAGCAGAUCAAAACAUGCAUGGAAACGAGGGGAUACCAAUGAAAUGAAAGAUGAAACUGAAAACGCUGAAGAGUCUAUUGAAGAGGAAAAAAAGAUUGAAUUUGAGAAAGAUCAGCAAAACAAAAUGAAAGAAGAUGAGGGAGGAGGAAGCGGUGACAUAGCUGAUGGAGAAACUGAUAGGAGAGAGUGCCGCUGUACACAGUACGCCAUAUCCUCAGGCCUCUCAUCAGCCAUGAUGAUUCUCUCCUAUGUGUACUUCCUGGUUCCUCUUUGCAUCCUUGGAUUGGUUUACACCCUCAUUGGACGGACUCUUUGGCUCCGCCCAAAGAGCAGCAGAAGAGAUCAGAGUCACCGUAGCACUGUGAAAAUGUUAGGAGUUAUCGUCUUGGCAUUUGUGCUCUGCUGGCUUCCCUUCCACGUUGGUCGGACCAUAUUGACCCUUUCGCUCGGCUCUGGUGCUGAGAAGCAAGACACCUAUAUGGACGCUACUUCCUACUUUUCCACGAAUGUCAGCGUCCGUAGCAGAGACAUUCACACGGAUCAAGAACCCUUUGGACACUCUGACUCAAAAACUCAUUUCCCUGAUUCCCUCUCUCACAUGGAAGAGGUGGAAACUCUCCCAGAGGCACACGAAAUAUUCUGUGACAUGUGUGCCAAAGACUCACCUCUAGAGACCACUAAGACAAAAUGUAAAUUUUACAACAGUACCACGCACAAAAUGCCAAACAGGACGCCAUUUUCUCUAAGUCCCAAACCUUUCGCUACCACCACACCCACCGACCUGUACAUUUAUGUCACAAACAAUGACACCAUCCUCAACAACACACACUCUCACCAAGACGCUAACAUUUACUUUCUGUAUUACUUGUCUCAGUAUUUCACGCUGGUUUCUUCUGUUCUCUUCUACCUCAGUGCCGCGGUCAAUCCGUUACUUUACAACCUGAUGUCUGCCAGGUACAGACUGGCUGUUCACAGUCUGAUUAACAAACACACUCACACUCAUCCUCACCGCCUGCGCUCAUUCACAGCUCGACACUCUACAACCACUCUGUAA
This is a messenger RNA of Cyprinodon tularosa, 1836 nucleotides long. RefSeq lists its product as uncharacterized. Gene Ontology annotation, biological process: hormone-mediated signaling pathway; G protein-coupled receptor signaling pathway. NCBI's taxonomy places the organism in Eukaryota, Metazoa, Chordata, Actinopteri, Cyprinodontiformes, Cyprinodontidae. Gene Ontology annotation, cellular component: plasma membrane. The transcript has 4 exons. The record is from RefSeq and is a predicted model, not a curated record. Gene Ontology annotation, molecular function: growth hormone secretagogue receptor activity. The coding region runs from base 1 to 1836 and encodes 611 amino acids.